ACACAACAUGUCAGCGCCCAUUCAUUCAUUCUUAUUGUAGUCUCUGUUCGCUUUCUGAUUUAGUGUUCUGCACGUAGAAUUAUUGUUUAGAUUCUUCAGUGAAAUAUAUAAAAGUGAUGGCAAGCUGCAGUAGCUCGCACCAGUCAAAUGAUAAGUCUACACCUGACGCCCCAGUUCACUCUAAAGAAGAUGAGAAAAUUCUGCUGGAACCAUACCAAUAUAUACAACAAGUUCCUGGGAAGAGCAUCCGCACCAAGCUAGCACAAGCUUUCAACUAUUGGCUGAACAUACCGGCGGGCAAGCUGGCUAUCAUUGGCGAAGUCACCGAGAUGCUACACAAUGCUAGUCUCCUCAUCGACGACAUCGAGGACAACUCGAUCCUGCGACGCGGCCAGCCGGUCGCGCACGCGAUAUACGGCGUCGCGAGCACAAUUAACGCAGCCAACUACGUCUACUUCCUCGGCCUCGAGAAGGCCGUCUCGCUCAGCCACCCGGACUGCACGAAGGUUUUCACGGACCAGCUGCUGGAGCUGCAUCGUGGCCAGGGCAUGGACAUACAUUGGCGCGACACGUAUACCUGCCCGACGGAGGAACAGUACAAUGCGAUGGUCAUACGCAAGACUGGAGGGCUAUUUGGCCUCGCGACCCGCCUCAUGCAGCUGUUUAGCACAAACAGCAGAACCCGCGAGCGAGAUAAGGAUACUCAUGAUCUGAUGUGCCUCGGGCCGGCUCCGUAUCGAGUGGAUGAUGGGGAAGGAGAACUUGCCCUCAGUGAGAUCCUCACAUACAGCGACAAUAAGAGCUACUGUGAGGAUCUCACUGAGGGCAAGUUCUCCUUCCCCAUCAUCCACGCGAUACGGAGCCGGCCCGAGGACAAUCAGAUCAUGAGUAUCCUUAUCUCGCUCGCGGGUCUGUUUCCCAGAAAGCAAGGAAGAGGAGUAAGAGGAAGAUGA
This is a messenger RNA of Priapulus caudatus, 953 nucleotides long. Its product is annotated as geranylgeranyl pyrophosphate synthase-like. NCBI's taxonomy places the organism in Eukaryota, Metazoa, Priapulida, Priapulimorpha, Priapulimorphida, Priapulidae. Gene Ontology annotation, biological process: isoprenoid biosynthetic process. Bases 117 to 953 code for a protein of 278 amino acids. The transcript has 7 exons. Gene Ontology annotation, molecular function: prenyltransferase activity. The record is from RefSeq and is a predicted model, not a curated record.